This is a messenger RNA of Trichomonas vaginalis G3, 441 nucleotides long. Its product is annotated as non-membrane spanning protein tyrosine phosphatase protein. Lineage: Eukaryota; Parabasalia; Trichomonadida; Trichomonadidae. Gene Ontology annotation, molecular function: protein tyrosine phosphatase activity. The transcript has a single exon. Bases 1 to 441 code for a protein of 146 amino acids. Gene Ontology annotation, biological process: protein dephosphorylation. The record is from RefSeq and is a predicted model, not a curated record.
AUGUCAAGUAAAUCUGUUCUUUUUGUAUGCCUUGGCAACAUUUGCCGCUCCCCAGCUGCCGAAGGAAUCUGCAGAAGCAUGGCUAAGCACCUACAUGUUGAUUCUUGCGGAACUGGACCAUGGCAUGUUGGCCAACAUCCAGAUAGUCGUUCAAUAACAGCAUGCAAGAACCACAACAUCGACAUCAAAAGCCAUGUUGCAAGAACAAUCAAGAAAAAUGACUGGCAAACAUUUGACGUAAUUGCUGCAUUAGACCAAUCAAUUUACAAUGAGCUCAAAGACAUGAUGCCUGCAAAAUCUAAAUCAAAAUUAGUGCUUUUUAACGCACCACGCGGAAUUGACGACCCUUACUAUGGCGGACAAGACGGAUUUGAAAAUAUGUACUCAAUCAUCUCUGGUCACAUGCCAACAUUCCUUAAGGAAAACGAUCUUCUCGAAUAA